Striga hermonthica is the source of this 1418-nucleotide messenger RNA. The record is from the annotation of a GenBank genome assembly. Lineage: Eukaryota; Viridiplantae; Streptophyta; Magnoliopsida; Lamiales; Orobanchaceae.
AUGAGAGGUUACGUCAUGCUUUACAGAACUUCAGAUCUCAGAAUCGAUCGAGAGCCUUCACUUCAGAUCGCCAUUCGCCAUUUUCGCCUCGCCUCACCUUCACUUCAAAAUCGAAAGCCUCGAGCCACCUUCACCGAAAGCCGUCAUCCUACUCAGAAUCGAAGGCCUCCUUCGCUGACUCACCUUCACCGUCAGCCCGCUGUGCCCCAAGGCCCAAGUUUUGACAAGGGUUCUAACUCUUGUAAAGAUGGUAUUGAUGAAGCAACUGAAACUACACUUAGAAUCUACGGCUGUGAUCUGAUUCAAGAAAGCGGCAUAUUGCUCAAAUUACCUCAGGCUGUUAUGGCUACUGGUCAGGUCCUAUUUCAUCGUUUCUAUUUCAAGAAAUCAUUUGCUCGAUUUAAUGUAAAGAGAGUUGCUGCCAGUUGUGUUUGGCUUGCUUCAAAACUUGAAGAAAGUCCCAGAAAAGCAAGACAGGUUCUCAAUGUUUUCCACAGGAUGGAAUGUAGGAGAGAGAAUUUGCCGAUACAGCAUUUGGACAUAUAUUCCACGAGAUACGUGAAUCUUAAAGCAGAUUUGAUCAAAACGGAAAGGCAUCUUUUGAAAGAGAUGGGUUUUAUCUGCCAUGUUGAGCAUCCUCACAAAUUUAUAUCUAAUUACCUUGCCACAUUGGAGACACCUCCAGAACUCAGACAAGAAGCUUGGAAUCUUGCAAAUGACAGUCUGCGGACAACCUUGUGUGUGAGAUUUAAAAGCGAGGUUGUGGCAUGUGGUGUCGUAUAUGCUGCAGCACGUAGAUUUCAAGUGCCACUACCAGAGAAUCCCCCGUGGUGGAAAGCAUUUGAUGCUGACAAAUCUGGCAUUGAUGAAGUUUGUAGGGUGUUGGCCAAGUUGUACGCGCUUCCAAAGGCCCAAUAUAUACCUGUUUGCAAGGAAGGAGGUUCAUUUGCCACAUCUAAUCGAACACGGGAUUCACCGCAUCCCUCAGUUUCAAAGGAGGCAACCCCGAAUGAAGCUGGUAAUAAGGGCGAAGGGGUGAAAGCUGCUCUCGACAAAUUGAACGAGUCAAAGAAAAGUGAUGACGAAUCCAAAAGUAUGACCAAUGGUGGGGAGUCCAGAGAGGAAUCUGAAUCGAAAUUGAUGCCGGACAACAGAACAGAAAUUAAGGAGAGAGAAAAAGAUAGGGAAAGGGGAAGAGAGAGAAGUAGGAGCAAAGAUGUGCGGGACCCUGACAGGGAGCAAGGUAAGGAAGAUCAUGAGAGAGACAGAGACAAAGUUAAGGAAAGGUGUCAUCGUUCCAGGGACAAAGGAAAAGAUUCUGGACGAAUGGAGAAGUCCAGGCAUCAUUCAUCUAGAGAUCGUGACUACCACGGGUCAUCUUAUUCAUCAAGAGAGAGAGAACGUCGGAAACAUUACUA